Molecule: messenger RNA, 2313 nt
Organism: Cutaneotrichosporon cavernicola
Lineage: Eukaryota; Fungi; Basidiomycota; Tremellomycetes; Trichosporonales; Trichosporonaceae
Gene: CWC22
Exons: 2
Coding region: 1-2313 (770 amino acids)
Biological process (GO): mRNA splicing, via spliceosome
Cellular component (GO): catalytic step 2 spliceosome
Molecular function (GO): RNA binding; protein binding
Source: RefSeq, a predicted model, not a curated record
AUGCCUCGCUCGCCGUCUGCUUCUCGUUCGCCACCUUCUCGCUCCCGCGGGAGAAGCUUCUCGGACGACGAAGGACCGCCCUCGAAGCGUAAGAGGUCUCUGUCCGCCUCUCCUCGCGGGCGUUCUCCAUCCCCUCCUUCACGCCGUCGCCGGUCGCGCUCGCCCGAAUCGCGACCAGAUGAGACGAAGAACGGCAACGGGGCGGUGACAACGGUCGACGAUGCUGCGCGCGCAGAGUUCGCCAAGCUCCUCGGUUCGCGUUCCGGGGGGGCGUACAUUCCACCCGCCCGCCUGCGCGCGAUGCAGGCGGAAGCGGCAAAGGACAAGACGAGUCCCGAGUAUCAGCGCCUGAGCUGGGACGCAUUGCGCAAGUCGAUUAACGGUAUGAUCAACAAGGUCAACGUCACCAACAUCAAGCAUGUCAUCCCCGAGCUGUUUGGCGAGAACCUGAUUCGCGGUCGCGGGCUAUUUGCGCAGUCGAUUAUGCGGGCCCAGGCCGCCUCGCUCCCAUUCACCCCUAUCUUCGCGUCGCUCGUCGCAAUUGUCAACACCAAGCUGCCCACCGUCGGCGAGCUGGUACUCACUCGCCUCAUCUCACAGUUCCGUCGGGCGUACAAGCGUAACGACAAGUCGGUGUGCACCGCAACAUCGACAUUCAUCGCCCACCUCGUGAACCAGUAUGUUGCGCACGAGAUUGUCGCCCUCCAGAUCCUCCUUCUCUGUCUAGAGCGCCCAACCGACGACUCAAUCGAGGUCGCCGUCGCGUUUACCCGCGAAGUCGGUCUCUUCCUCGCUGAGCACGCUCCCAAGGCCAACACAAUGGUAUUCGAGCGCUUCCGCGCUGUUCUUCACGACGGCAAGGUGUCGAAGCGUUGCCAGUACAUGAUUGAGGUGUUGUUCCAGGUGCGCAAGGACAAGUACAAGGACAACCCGAUGAUCCCCGAAGGUCUGGAUCUUGUGGAGGAGGAAGAGCAGAUCACGCACAAGCUCAAGCUGGAAGACGAGUUGCAGGUGCUGCAGGGCCUCAACCUGUUCAAGCCAGACCCAAACUUCCUCGAGAAUGAGGCGCGGUACGACGAGAUCAAGAAGGAGAUCAUCGGCGACUCAGACGAUGAGUCGGGCACGAGUGGAGACGACGAGUACUCUGACGACGACGAUGACGACGACGUGGCUCCAGACAAGGAGGGUAUUCAGGACAUGACUGAGCAGAACCUCAUCAACCUGAGGAGGACGAUCUUCCUGACGAUUAUGAACUCGCUCAACUUUGAGGAAGCGGUCCACAAGCUCCUCAAGGUCAACAUUCCCGAGGGCCGCGAGAUGGAGCUCGUCAACAUGAUUGUCGAAUGUUGCUCGCAAGAGCGUUCGUACUCGAACUUCUUCGGUCUGAUCGCCGAGCGCUUCUGCAAGCUGAACCGUCAGUGGACGGACCUCUUCCAGGAGGCGUUUACCAAGUACUAUGACACGAUCCAUCGGUACGAGACGAACAAGCUGCGUAAUAUCGGGCGCCUCUUUGGACACCUACUCGCGUCGGACGGUAUCUCGUGGGCCGUCCUGCACACGGUGCACAUGAACGAAGAGGAGACGACGUCAUCCUCGCGUAUCUUCAUCAAGUUCGUGUUCAACGAGAUGAAGGAGGAGAUGGGGUUGAAGAAGCUUGUCGAACGUCUCAAAAUCCCGGACCUGCAGCCAGCUUUCGCCGGCAUCUUCCCUACGGACAACCCGCGGAACACGCGUUUUGCCAUCAACUUCUGGACAAUGAUUGGUCUCGGCGCGGCCACCGACGACAUGCGCACCUGGCUCGAGACGGCACCGGAGCGCCUCGCCGCUCAGGCGCAUGACAGCUCGGACUCUGACUCGUCGUCGGACUUGUCGAGCUCGUCGUUGUCGAGUUCGGACUAUUCGUCCGACGACUCGCGUUACUCGCGUCGCCGGCGUCGCCGCUACUCGUCCGAGUCGGACUCGCGUUCCCCACCUCCCCGCCGGCGCCGAGAGUCAGACUCGCGUUCCCCGCCAGCCCGCCGUCGUCGUGGCUCGUCCAAGUCUGACUCGCGCUCUCCGCCGCCGCGCAGGCGCUACUCGGACUCGCUUUCUCCACCACGCCGCGGACGAGACUCACGCUCUCCUCCACCUCGCCGUCGUGCCGACUCGAGAUCCCCGUCGCCUCCACCUCGCCGUCGUGCCGACUCGAGAUCCCCGUCGCCUCCACCUCGCCGCCGCGAUUCUCGUGACGAUUCCCCGCCCCGCCGCCGUGCUGUCUCGCGCUCGCCGCCUCCUCGUCGCGAUUCCCGUGACACCCCGCCCCGUCGCAAGUAG